This is a messenger RNA of Lytechinus pictus (painted urchin), 1265 nucleotides long. RefSeq names its product QRFP-like peptide receptor. The record is from RefSeq and is a predicted model, not a curated record. Gene Ontology annotation, molecular function: peptide binding; neuropeptide Y receptor activity. The transcript has a single exon. Gene Ontology annotation, cellular component: plasma membrane. Bases 1 to 1149 code for a protein of 382 amino acids. Gene Ontology annotation, biological process: cellular response to hormone stimulus; G protein-coupled receptor signaling pathway. NCBI's taxonomy places the organism in Eukaryota, Metazoa, Echinodermata, Echinoidea, Temnopleuroida, Toxopneustidae.
AUGGAAGGGAUCGAUCCACUGAUGUAUUCGUUCCACGGAGAAUUAAAAAACAAGAGUCUUGACUACCUUCUUGCCCUUCUUAACCUGACUGAUACAAAAGAUUUCUUGGAUUUCUAUGACUAUGAUUUCCAUUCCAUCGCACAUGAUCUAUCACCCACAGCUGAUAUCAUCUUAAUCACCUGUUACACCCUUAUAUUCGUGCUUGCUUUGGGCGGGAAUCUCCUGGUGAUAUUUGUGGUGGCGCGCAAGAAGUACAUGCAGACAGCCAUCAAUAUCUUCUUUGCUUCGUUAGCCAUAUCUGAUCUCCUAAUUGCUGUCUUUUGCGUCCCUUUUACGCUAAUUGAAGCCAUCACCGUGGAUUGGGUGUUAGGGCCAUUCAUGUGCAAGGCUCUCAACUAUGUCACAUCUGUUGGGGUUGUCUCAAGUAUCCUUGCCAUGAUGUCCAUUGCUGUAGAGCGCCACCAAGCGAUCUGCCACCCUUUGCGCUCCAGGGUGAUCCAGACACCUCGUCGUGCUGUCUUUCUUCUUACCUUCCUAUGGAUCAUGUCUAUGACCUUUGUCUCUCCAUUCCUCUUCGUGCUUCAACUCGAGAUCAAGAUCGACCCCAUGACCGCGACACGGUACCGAUUCUGCGUAGAACACUGGUACAAUCCCCAACAGCAGAAGAACUACACCCUGCUACUAGUCCUUCUCCUUUACAUCACUCCAUUGUUCAUCAUGGUAGUUCUGUACAUGCAGGUUGUCCACAAACUCUGGAUCCGGAAACCCAUCGCCCCUGCUGAUUCGGUGGUGACGCAGAAUCCAGGAAUCAACACGGCCACAUCUCUCCGGUACAAGAAACGAGCUAUCAAGAUGAUUCUCAUGGUGGUCGGUCUCUUCACUGUCUGUUGGCUUCCAUAUCACGUCGUCCUUCUCAUGCGGGAGUUCUCCUUCAUGGCGGACGGUGAAAGGAACCGACUUCUGUUCGCCGCUGUUCAGUUGGUGGGUCUAAGCAAUAGCUGUAACAAUCCCAUCGUAUACGCGUUCCUCAAUGACAAUUUCAAGCGCAACUUCGUGAAGGUACUUUUUCGUCAUCGAAGGGUGGUCAGAGCAAAGGGCUCUUCAAAUAAUAACGUCAAUGUGAAACCAUUAGCAAUGGUCACCAUAUGACAAUUUCUAAAACUGCCCAUAAUCAUUAUAUUGAAUGAAUGAUUCUCCAAAGAAUAAUAGUGUUUUCAAAAAGCAGUUCCAACUUCAGAAUGACCAGAAGAAUGCUUUCUUUGAAU